This is a messenger RNA of Solenopsis invicta (red fire ant), 6798 nucleotides long. Its product is annotated as serine/threonine-protein phosphatase 2A 56 kDa regulatory subunit gamma isoform. Gene Ontology annotation, molecular function: protein phosphatase activator activity. The record is from RefSeq and is a predicted model, not a curated record. NCBI's taxonomy places the organism in Eukaryota, Metazoa, Arthropoda, Insecta, Hymenoptera, Formicidae. Bases 1955 to 3730 code for a protein of 591 amino acids. The transcript has 8 exons. Gene Ontology annotation, cellular component: nucleus; cytosol; protein phosphatase type 2A complex. Gene Ontology annotation, biological process: signal transduction; protein dephosphorylation.
GCGCUCUCGUCGCCGCCGCCGUCUCCGUCUCCGGCUCCGGCUCCGGCUCCGGCUCCGACUUGGACUCCGCGCGAAGCAGCGCGAAGCGCCUAUCGGACGAUCUUGCAUCGCGACGUCGGUGACGCUGUCGCUUCGCGUCUCGCCUUCGCUUACGCGCCGUCUCACCCGUCUAUUUUUUUUUUUCUUUUUCUCUCUGUAUCUCUUCUGGUCGCUGACAUCGCGACAGGUGAGUUCCCGCCCGGAGGGACUCUCUCUCUCGCCGGCGAUCGCGCGAGAGAAAAUAGUGUCGCCGACGAUUUCUCGAACGAAAACCGGACGAAGAGGUAACGUUCUCCUCCUUUACGGCGCAUCUCGCGCGAGUAGUGCAAUCCCCGAGUGCUGCUACAUCACCGCGUGCGCGCGCGCGCGCCUUUGUCUCGCCGCCGCGCGAGAUUCAGAUCAGCCCAACGAGAAUAUUCCGCGCUGGACAUCCGCGUGGGGAAUAUUUGUAUCUCCUCGCGCGGGGAUGCCGCGAACUCUCGCGAGUUCCGCGAUGAGGCUCCGAUGAGAGGAAACGCCCGUUUUUCACGCCCGUUCUCGCCGCGACUCGCGCGAUCUCCUUUUCGCGCUCGGAAUUAGCUGAUGUUUUAUAUAUGAGAGAUAAAUAGCACUUGAUCCGCAGGUGAGACAACUCUAUCGUUGCAAAAGUUGCUUAUCUUACCCGCGCGAUAUAUGCGUUUUUGUUCAUUUUCGCGGAAGGGACGUGGCCUCGUCAGCCUGGAGAAUUACGACGCGAGGAAAAAAGUAAACUAAAGGCCGGACAAAUGUACAAAGUUACGUCAAUAUGAAUAAUAAAUGUAAAGUAAUGUUACGAUUGUGAAUAAUUCAUUAAUUACGAUUGUGCUCUUGGAAAAUUUAUUCAACAAAUUAUCGCGACACAGUGAAAAACUCCAGAAAGAGAAACGUUUAUGAUACUGGAAAAGAAAAAAACUACGAUUCUUGAAAAGUGUAGAGCGAUACGUUAUCGGCAUAUUAGCUAUGGGUUACGUCACAUCGGGCUUCUUUUAAAGAUGGGCGCUCGGAAAUAUUGAGUUACAAAACAUCGCGUGACGGCCAGCGACAGAAAGAUAAUAUUUACUCUCUCGUCACUUUCGAUUGUCGACUAAAAUACUAAGGCAAGUGCGAAGCGCCGCGCCGGAACCAGUAUAGAAGACCUCGGCGGCUUUUCCUAAUCUUGGAUAAGGGGGAGGCCUACUUCUCGCCCAGAUGCUUCGUUCCGCCGGCUUUAUUUUUGUACACACACACACACACACACGCCCGCCUUUUCGCGCGUAAAUUGGCUGCGAAGAGAAUCCCGUCGUUGUCGUGCAAAUAGAUUGAGCGUGACUCCGUUGUUAUAAUCGCUGAAAUAGAGCUUGUCCCGUCGAUCGUCGAACUCAAAAUUUCACGGCGAUACUGUUGCGCCACUUCCUCGCGAAUGCCUUAGAUCGGAGUGAGAACUAUAGCUUGAAAGUCGACUUCGUCUAUAAUACGAGCCUCGUCUCCCUCGAUUUUUUUGGGAGAGAAAACUUUUCCGCGAGAUCUUGCGCGCCGAUGCAACUCUUACAACGGGGAAAUCGGUUUUUGACACUUUAGACUUGAACAAACAAAAAAAAAGAAAAGAAUUCCCGACACGUUUCUCGAGUUAUUUCGCGGAAUAUUCUCAGGCAUGCAUUCGCGGAUGCACUCUCAGGUGCCGGUGGGAAGAAAGCGGAUAUUCCCGUAUAGUACGGUAGUACGUGAAGUGGAUCGGCUGUUUGACGGCUGUGUGAUUGAGAUCCUCUUCGUCCCGUGAGAGGGGAGGCUCGCGAAUGCGAGAAUCAUGUUGCGCCACGACGACGCCGCGAGACCGUUUUUCCUGCGGCUACCUGCCGCCCUGUGCCGAUAGUGAAUUUUCUUCCUGGGCCGAUCAUCGUUCUGGAAAUCGCACACUGGUAUGCAGAGUAAGAUGCAAACGUUCAGCGGGCUUGCCUUCGGGAACGUGUUCAAGAAAAAGGCAAACAAGGUGACCGGAGGACCUCCUGUGGGCAAUGCACCGCCUCCUCCUACACUUAUCAACAAAAUCAAGUAUCAACCCGGUGGACCCGUAAUCAAAAAGGAUAAACGGCAAAGCAGCUCCAGGUUCAACAUAUCGAAAAAUCGGGAACUGCAAAAAUUGCCACUGUUGUCCGAAACACAACAGGGAAACGAACGGGAGGAACUUUUUAUACAGAAGCUACGGCAAUGCUGUGUCCUCUUCGACUUCGAAUCCGACCCGUUGUCAGAUUUGAAAUGGAAGGAGGUAAAGCGCACUGCCCUCCACGAGAUGGUCGAGUAUGUAACCAAAAACAAAAACGUUAUUACCGAAGCGAUAUAUCCCGAGGCGGUGAACAUGUUCGCCGUGAAUUUAUUCCGGACGCUACCCCCGUCAUCAAAUCCUAAUGGCGCGGAGUUUGAUCCGGAAGAGGAUGAGCCGACGUUGGAGGCAGCUUGGCCGCAUUUGCAGCUCGUCUACGAAUUCUUUUUGCGACUGCUGGAGUCGCAGGACUUCCAGCCGUCCAUAGCGAGACGUUACAUAGAUCAAAAGUUCGUGCUGCAGCUCUUGGAGUUAUUUGACUCCGAGGACCCAAGAGAGAGGGAUUUCCUUAAGACGACCCUGCAUAGGAUUUAUGGCAAAUUCCUAGGACUCAGGGCGUACAUUAGGAAACAGAUCAAUAAUGUUUUCUAUCGAUUUAUUUAUGAGACGGAACAUCACAAUGGCAUCGCAGAACUGCUUGAAAUUUUAGGAAGUAUUAUAAACGGCUUUGCUCUGCCGCUAAAGGAAGAGCACAAAGUGUUUUUGUUAAAAGUUCUGUUACCGUUGCAUAAAGCUAAGUCAUUAUCCGUAUACCAUCCACAACUAGCGUACUGCGUCGUUCAAUUUCUGGAGAAGGAUCCGUCGUUGACGGAGCCCGUAAUUAGAAAUCUGCUAAAAUUCUGGCCAAAAACACAUUCCCCUAAAGAAGUUAUGUUCUUGAACGAGCUCGAAGAGAUUUUGGACGUCAUUGAACCAGCCGAAUUUCAGAAGGUCAUGGAUCCGUUGUUUAGGCAAUUAGCCAAAUGCGUGUCAUCACCGCAUUUCCAGGUGGCGGAAAGAGCUCUCUAUUAUUGGAAUAAUGAAUACAUAAUGUCCUUGAUAUCGGACAAUUACUCCGUCAUCUUACCGAUAAUGUAUCCAGCUUUUUAUAGAAACUCCCGCAACCAUUGGAACAAGACGAUCCACGGUUUAAUUUACAACGCGCUGAAACUUUUCAUGGAGAUGAAUCAAAAAGUAUUCGACGAAUGUACAACACAAUACUAUCAGGAGCGUCAAAGAGAACGAAAGCUCAUGAAAGAUCGAGAUGAAGCAUGGAUGCGCGUGGAGGCGCUCGCAAUGAGGCAUCCAAACUAUAAUAUGGCAAAUAAAGGCACAACGAAUAAUACAUCCUACACAUCAGCACAACACAUAGAUAAUUCACCACCCGAUGAAGAUGGUGACACGGAUCAAACUCCACUUACCUUGGAGAAAAUCGAAGCUAAAGCUAAUGAGUGUUUUGUUAUGCAGGCGAAGAAAAUGACAAACGUGAACAAAGUGAAACCGCUUUUACGAAGAAAGAGCGAUUUACCGCAGGAUUCGUACACAAUGCGAGCGUUGUCCGACCAUAAACGUGCCGAUGAAUACCUUGUUACGCCGCCAGAUCCCAAUAAUUGCUAGUCUCUACCACAACCCCUUCCCAUGUAUCCUCUGUUUUGCUGUAGCAACAUCGGAAGUUAGCUUUCUUUCUGGGAGGGAAAACGGCGAUAAAAACAAAUAAUUUGAUUAAGAGUCCCACAUUACGUGAAAUCAGUGAUGUCAUCUCAAUGUAUAUCACACAUCGUAUUUGCUUUUUUUAAUAGAAGAAAGAAUUCUACUAUCCCGUCGCGCAUAUCGUGCGAUCAAAAACACAGUGUAUAGGUACUGGUAGAAACUUGCAGAAGAAACUCGUUCUUCAUAUAGAAAUAUGUUGUAUUUAUUUCUUCACUACAAAAGAAAAAAUAUUGCAGUUGAGAGGAUCUGUAAUAGCGUCAUUAUUAAAAAAAAAGAACGCGCAUGUAGUAGGCGAAAAGGGCCCUAAAUAUGUUACUCGUAGAAUCGCCAUCACCGAAAGCACUCUAAAGUGCUACCCUCUGCUAUGUCUCAACAAUAAGAUAAUAUAUGGAUAAUGUACGUAAACGCGAGAUUUAAUCAUGGAUACUACGGUUGUAUUGGAUUCGGUUCUAUUCUAUUCUACAAGAGAUUUUAUAUACAGAUGAGGGUUAUGUACGGGAAUGUGAUUGAAGAUAUACACGUAUGCUCUCGAUGUUGUAACCCAUACUAUUGCACUAUGCGAGCUUGUUGUGUUAACAUUCUUGCGAAAUGACGCGUUUCCAUUUAUGUGCAAAUGAUAUACAUAUAUAAAUAUACGUAUUUGCUUUAACACUACAGGCUCGUUGUAGUAAUUAAAAAAAAAAAAAAACAAAUGGAGACGCAAGGAAGAAGAAUAUACCCGCCGAUGCGCGCGUUAUCUUAGGAUGUAUAUGAUAGUGCUAUUUUAAAAAUAAUAGAUUGCUACGAGAAAAUCUGGAUACUUCUGAGUGUACUACUUUUGUAUCUGUUGUGCCUAGAUGCCUGUGGAAAAAAAAGAAAAUGCCUCCGCGCGAGGCCUAUAUAUACUAUGAACAGCAAGAUUAAGCAGCGAGUUUACAUGUCGCUUUGCCAAAUAUAAUCGAUAUUACAGAAUUUCAGUAAUGCUUGCAUAACAUGUUGUGUUGUUAACUCAUUGAUCUUGAGAUUAAUUGAAAGAUUAUACUGUUGUGGCCCAGAGAAGUAGGAAGGAGAAAAAUAAAAAGAAGAGAGGAAAAAGGAUUAAAAUACAAUUUAGUCCUUGCGCUGCUGGAAGGUUGUUACGUUAAUAAUUGUCGAGGAUACCUUGUUGAACAUAGAUAUGAUAAGCACUUAUUAAAUAUUAGAAAUUAAAACUGCGGAGAUAGAUUGCGGAUAAAGAUUAUUUACUUAUUAAUUAUUCCUAUUCAAGAGAGAAACAGAGGAAUGGCCAUUUCAGCUAACUGAUCAUUAAUUAGUGGUAUAAAUAUCAUAAUUAUUAGUUAUUGUAUUAUUUUUAUAUAGUAACGAGACGAAUAAUAAUGAAAAUAGGGUAAUAGUAAUAAUGUAGUAGCUGGUACAUGUGGCAAAAUGCCUUGGAUCCGUUUAGUCUACCCGGAAAUCUACGUUUUUCCCAAAUUAGAUCGAUAAUAAAUAAAUCAUGCAUUUCUUAGAAAAAAUACUGUUACGUGUCAGAGAAAGAUAAAGAGAAAGGAGAAUUCUUAUACGCCGCAUGCAGCAACUCCAAAAGACAUCGAAACAGAUAGUCUCCGCGAAUGUGAGUGUAUGUACGCCUGCAAAAGCUUAAAUCGAACCGUAGAAGACCGGAAAAGAAGGGAAUAAUCGUAAUAAUAAUAUUACUAUUAAUAAUAAUGCCGUUAUUAAAAAGAUAUAGAGUUGCCGGAUCAUUUCGAUGUAAUAAAGACGUUAAUCUUGCAUGAUAUCGUGAGAGUUCUUUUCAUACGUAUUAUGCGUAAAGCAGUAUAGGAACAUCUCAUUCGCGAUUUUUUUUUAUAAGGAUCUAAACAGGGAUUAAAACCGGUAUAAUUUCGUAGAGUUUAGGUCUCAAUGUUAUUUUAAAAUAUAUUCUAAGUUAGAAUAUAUUUCAAGGACACUAUCAGCAUCUAAAAGAUAUUUAUAUUUAUUUUUUGAUUGUGCAAAAACAGUCGACCGUAGAUCUUUUCAUUUCUAUAAUUGAAAAUUUAAUCGUACCGAUCUCGAUCCGAUACAGAGGUUUUCAGGCAUGCAAAAAUGGACCUUUCUUCUCGCGCGUCUGCAGUGCAUUGUAUACGUCGAAAUUGUACCGAUUCUAAUCUUCGAAUUCGAGUCGCCGGAAAUCGGAAUCGGGAGUAUCGCGACUGAACGCAUUGUAGGAGUAGAAAAUGCUCUCUCCAUUCAUGACUCUUGACGUCAAGAGCGCUCUCAAGUCAUCUAUUGAAAUCCACUUAUAUGCGGCAAGAGGAGACCUCGUCGUGCGCAGUUUGCAUAUUUCAUGUACCUGCAUAUAUCGUGUAAAUAAUAUAAUUAUUUUUUGAACGCAUUCUUCCUUUUUAGUUCCAAAAACACGUUCGUCUCGACGUGUUAGAAGAACUCAAACGCUUAUUUUACUUUUCAUUUUUUUUUAACACUAUUUCUAGGUACACAGAUUUUAUUUAAUUUUUUCUAGCGAGUCUACUACUGUAUGUAUGUGUGUAAUCACUUGGCAGAUGCGCGCAAUAUGUAUACAUGAAACUCUUUUAAAAAGAAAAAGAUCUCUGUAAAUGGAUGCACCGGUUGCAAUAUUGUCACAAUCUGAAUUUGGAGGGACGGAAUAAGGGGAAAGGAAGAGAUAUCAGUAUCGCAUAGACAUGAAAUCUUUACAGACAUAAUUUCGCUAAGGGCAUCCCGGUCGUAACAGAAUUUUCUAUGUGAUAUUUAAAUUAAUUUAUGUUAAUUUAAACUAUCCCUUAUUAUACAGAACAUUAUAUGGAGUGUAUCAUACGAAUCCACGAGAGGAAAAAUCCCAUUUGCUCUCUGUGGCUACGAGCAAUUUCGUUACGUCCGUUCCAUUUGGAUGUCGUUCGAGCGAUCGAAUAUCGAAUUCGAGCGAUGAUAUUUCGUACACGUAUCUGCAAUUUGUUAAAAGCAUAGUUUUAUAGUAAAUAAAAAGGAUUAAAAGAAAA